ACUAGCACACUAGCGAUUUCCGGGUUCCGUACAGGCCGGUACGGCGACGAUGAGAGUCUUUUUUACAAUGUUCCAGUUCCUGGCGCAACAAUUGACAGGAUCAAUGCUAGCGAGCCCCGGACUGUCGCCACUGUGCGAGCCGGUGGGGUAGUAGCUCUUCUGAGUCACAUCACACAUUCGUUUGUUCUACCCUUCGCACCGCCUGUCACGUACUAACUUCAGGAACCUUGUUCGGCAAUGGAAGAUACCUCCUUCGCGUAUUCACAAGCCACGACUCGUGCCCGUGCUCGAAAGAAUCGAAGAGGUAAUGGCAGACGCGAACAGCCCUUGCUGAUAGACCUCGUAGAUCGUUGCAAAGCGGAUAUUGAAUCCAAUGGCUGGAUAACGACUUGUCUGGGUCUCUUACAAGACGCCCUGCAGAGGACUAAUCUAUCAUGUCCUGAUGUGCUGUGUCUUGGUUUGGGAAGUCCCUCAUCGUCCCGUGAGGCCCGAGCGCAACUGGCUUUCCUCAUCAGCUCAUGCACCAUCUUGGAAAUAGGUCCAUCAAAUGUGUCCGUAUAUGAUCCAGUGUUUACGGAUGCAGAUAAGGCAUUAUUCCAGAGCUUCGGGAUGCGAUGUUUGCCAGACACAGACGGAAAGCAUGCGGUAGAACGUCCAACAAUCCUGUAUAUGCCGCAUUGUGACCUCAAGCUGUACGAAAACAUUAUCGGUGCUAAUUGGUCAGAAGAGCAACUGGCGCGCAUCAUCUUCAUUGCGAACCGGUUCAGCGAUUACACCGACAACCACCCCCAGUCAAAGUUAGAAGUCGAAUCUCCGUAUUUGAUGCGUUUAGUUCCUCACCUCGAGUGCCACUCUCUUCCCGCAUUAGAAAGCUUCUCUUCGGCGUUCAAUAACAUUUCGGUCCAACACGUGAAGCACCCCAUUCCGCACGGUAGCGUAAUGUCGUGAGAAGGAGGGUUCAAGUUAUUCCCCGUGAUGGUCACUCCUGA
Molecule: messenger RNA, 989 nt
Organism: Suillus plorans
Lineage: Eukaryota; Fungi; Basidiomycota; Agaricomycetes; Boletales; Suillaceae
Product: SRR1-domain-containing protein
Exons: 7
Coding region: 238-948 (236 amino acids)
Biological process (GO): microtubule-based process
Cellular component (GO): cytoplasm; nucleus
Source: RefSeq, a predicted model, not a curated record